This is a messenger RNA of Perognathus longimembris pacificus (Pacific pocket mouse), 771 nucleotides long. Its product is annotated as coiled-coil domain-containing protein 70-like. Lineage: Eukaryota; Metazoa; Chordata; Mammalia; Rodentia; Heteromyidae. Bases 1 to 771 code for a protein of 256 amino acids. The transcript has a single exon. The record is from RefSeq and is a predicted model, not a curated record.
AUGGACAUCUCUAAGUCAAAAUGGAUAAGUAAAGAGAAGAUAUUAUGCUUGCUUUCCUCUUUAUUCUCGUAUGCCCAACAUCAAGAUAAAUGCAAAUAUGAACCUCAUAAAUUAGAAAAAUGUCUUUUCAAAGACAAUAAGGUGUCCAGAGAUGAAAACAUGGCUCUUAGAAAGGAAAAUAAGUCCCUGUGGGGAGAAAACAAAGCUCUUCGAGAAGAAAACAAAGGCUUCAGAAUAAACAACCAGUUAAUCAGGGAAAGAAAUCAGCUCCUGAGAGAGCAAAACCAGGUCCUGUGGAAAUUUAAAAGGGUGAUUUUGGAGAAUCAGAAACUAUCUGGAGAAAUAAUCAAUGCGCUGAGCACAGAAAGAAAGUCUUACUGGCAACAGAAUCGAGCCCUGACUGCUCAGAUCAAGGCUCUCCGGCAGCAGGAAAAAGCCUUCCAGAAUGAGUCAAAAGCACUUGAGGAAGAGAUCAGAUCACUUCAAGAGGAGAUCAAGGCGCUGCAGCAUCAGGAAAGAGCCAUCAGAAUGGAGGAGAGGGCCAUGCUGAAGGAGGGAGUCGCUCUAGAGAAAGAAGAGCAGGCUCUGUGGAAGGAGGAGCAUGCUCUCAGGGAGGAGAACAAGGCUCUCAGAGAAGAAUACAACGCUCUGCAGGAGGAGGAAAACGCCCUGCAGGAAGAGACGAAGAUCUUGGAGGAGUGGAAUGGAAUUCUUCAGGGAAAGAGCACAGAUGAUCUGGCUGAGGAAACAGGCAGUGUUCGACAGAGCUAG